Molecule: messenger RNA, 211 nt
Organism: Symbiodinium necroappetens
Lineage: Eukaryota; Dinophyceae; Suessiales; Symbiodiniaceae
Source: the annotation of a GenBank genome assembly
AUGACGGCUACCUCGGACUCGGCAGUUUUCGACUUGCGCGAUAUCGAGAACUUGGAUGAAGACGAGGCACAGGACUUGGCCGCCGAGCGCCUCAAAGAGUUCUGCAAAGAAUGCUGUGGCUCUGUGCUACGCGCUUGGGCGCACGUCUUCGACAGCAACAAUGACCAGCGAAUCAGCAGAGUGGAGUUCCAGAAUGGCAUGCGCAAACUGG